This is a messenger RNA of Aedes albopictus (Asian tiger mosquito), 909 nucleotides long. RefSeq lists its product as uncharacterized. The record is from RefSeq and is a predicted model, not a curated record. Gene Ontology annotation, molecular function: nucleic acid binding. The transcript has a single exon. The coding region runs from base 1 to 909 and encodes 302 amino acids. Gene Ontology annotation, biological process: DNA integration. NCBI's taxonomy places the organism in Eukaryota, Metazoa, Arthropoda, Insecta, Diptera, Culicidae.
AUGCUGAUCAAGAAGAUUAUUUCCAAAUGCCACGUGUGCUGUCGCCAUAACCCCCGUCCAGUGGCCCAGUACAUGGGAAAUUUGCCGGACUACCGAAUCACUCCAGCACCUGUCUUUUCGAAUACGGGAAUUGAUUACGCGGGUCCAAUUUUCCUCAAGGAAGCAGGUAGGAAGACCGUAGUGUACAAGGCGUAUAUUUGCGUGUUUGUUUGCAUGGCCGCUAAGGCCAUACAUAUGGAGGUUGUUUCAAACUUGACGGCUGGAAAUUUCAUUGCUGCUUUGCAGCGCUUUAUUAGUCGACGAGGUAUGGUAGCUAACAUCUACUCUGAUAAUGGCACUACGUUUGUUGGUGCCAAUCACGAACUGGCGGCUUUGCGCCAGUUAUUCGAGGAUCAGGCGACCCAGAGGAAGCUGACUGAUUUCUGUAUUUCCAAAGGAAUCCAGUGGCACUUCAUACCGCCACGCAGCCCCCAUUUUGGCGGCAUUUGGGAGGCUGGCGUUAAGUCAGUAAAACACCAUCUAAAACGAGUUGUUGGCGAGACCAAGCUGACGUUCGAGGAAGUGUCAACGUUUUUGGCACAAUGCGAGGCGAUCCUGAACAGCCGGCCCCUCAUUCCGGUUUCCAACGAUCCCAACGAUGUCGAGGUGCUGACGCCGUCACACUUCCUUAUUCAAAGACCGGCCUUGAGCAUUCCGGAGCCUUCAUACGACGAGGUGAAGAUUGGUCGACUUAGCCGUUGGCAACAUGUUCAGCUGAUGAAGGAGCAUUUCUGGAAGCGAUGGUCGGCUGAGUACUUGCACCACCUACAAUCUCGACCGAAAUGGCAUAGCGGAGUGACGGACAUCAAGAUCGGUGCAUUGGUGGUACUCAAGGGGGUAGACAGCUUUUGCUCUGAAGCAUACUCUUGA